This is a messenger RNA of Cygnus olor (mute swan), 4306 nucleotides long. RefSeq names its product lysine acetyltransferase 2B (gene KAT2B). Gene Ontology annotation, molecular function: protein binding; histone H3 acetyltransferase activity. Gene Ontology annotation, biological process: positive regulation of transcription by RNA polymerase II; chromatin remodeling. Gene Ontology annotation, cellular component: histone acetyltransferase complex; nucleus. Lineage: Eukaryota; Metazoa; Chordata; Aves; Anseriformes; Anatidae. The record is from RefSeq and is a predicted model, not a curated record.
UGCCGCCGCGCCGCGGGCAUGGCGGAGCCUGGCGGCGGCGCCGGACCCGGACCCGGAGCCGGGCCCGGGGCGGCGGGGGGCGGCCCGCAGCAGGGCUCCCCGGCCGCCGGGGGGGUGGCGGCCGCCGCGGGUCCGGCCCGUACCGCCGCCGACAGCCCCGCGGGGCCCGGCUCGGCGCGCACGGCCGGGAAGAAGGCGCAGCUGCGCGCCGCGCCGCGGGCCAAGAAGCUGGAGAAGCUGGGUGUCUACUCCGCCUGCAAGGCUGAGGAAUCUUGUAAAUGCAAUGGCUGGAAGAACCCCAACCCACCUCCCACUCCCCCUCGGGCAGAUCUGCAGCAGGCAGUUGUCAGCCUUACUGAACCAUGCCGCAGCUGCAGCCAUACGCUAGCUGCUCAUGUUUCUCACCUGGAGAAUGUGUCUGAAGAAGAAAUGAAUAGGCUACUGGGGAUUGUACUGGAUGUGGAGUAUCUGUUCACCUGUGUCCACAAAGAAGAAGAUGCAGACACCAAGCAAGUUUAUUUCUACCUGUUCAAACUUUUGAGGAAGUGCAUAUUACAGAUGGGAAAACCUGUAGUAGAAGGAUCUUUGGAAAGUCCCCCAUUUGAGAAACCUAGCAUUGAACAGGGUGUGAAUAAUUUUGUGCAGUACAAAUUUAGCCACUUACCUUCAAAGGAAAGGCAGACAAUAGUGGAACUGGCUAAAAUGUUUCUGAACCGCAUUAACUACUGGCACCUGGAGACACCUUCUCAGCGGAGACUAAGAUCACCCAAUGAUGAUAUUGCGGGAUAUAAAGUGAAUUACACCAGGUGGCUUUGUUAUUGCAAUGUCCCUCAGUUCUGUGACAGUCUACCUCGGUAUGAAACCACACAGGUUUUCGGUAGGACGUUGCUUCGCUCCGUUUUUACUGUAAUGAGACGGCAGCUGCUGGAGCAGGCCAGGCAAGAAAAAGACAAGCUUCCUCAAGAGAAACGAACACUAAUCCUCACCCAUUUCCCGAAGUUUCUGUCAAUGCUGGAAGAAGAAGUAUACAGCCCAAAUUCGCCUAUUUGGGAUCAGGAUUUCAUGGUGUCUACUUCCCGAACUGGCCAACUGGGAAUCCAGACAGUUAUUAAUCCUCCUCCCGUUGCAAGAUCUGUUUCAUACAGUGCAAGUCCUUCAUCUCUGGACCAACCCAACAGUGGAAACAUGAGUCCUGCUUGCAAAGUUUCUUCUGUCCUUGACCCAAACCUAGGGGAAAAAAGAAAAAAUAAUGAACCUUAUUCUCUGGAGGAUUCAAAAAGACCAAGAAUUGUAGGAGAUAUUCCUAUUGAGUUAAUCAAUGAAGUCAUGUCAACAAUUACAGAUCCAGCGGCAAUGCUUGGGCCAGAGACCAACUUCCUCUCAGCACAUUCGGCCCGGGAUGAGGCAGCGAGGCUGGAGGAGCGCAGGGGAGUGAUUGAGUUCCACGUGGUUGGGAACUCCCUGAACCAGAAGCCAAACAAGAAGAUCAUGAUGUGGCUGGUUGGUUUGCAGAAUGUAUUUUCUCAUCAGCUGCCUCGAAUGCCCAAGGAGUACAUCACGCGCUUGGUCUUUGAUCCGAAACACCAGACCCUUGCAUUAAUACAAGAUGGUCGUGUUAUUGGUGGUAUCUGCUUCCGAAUGUUCCCCUCCCAAGGAUUUACAGAGAUUGUUUUCUGUGCUGUGACUUCCAAUGAACAAGUUAAGGGUUAUGGAACUCACCUAAUGAACCAUCUGAAGGAGUACCACAUCAAACAUAACAUCCUCAACUUCCUCACAUAUGCAGAUGAAUAUGCUAUUGGCUACUUCAAAAAACAAGGUUUCUCCAAAGAUAUUAAAGUACCAAAAGCAAUCGUUGGCUACAUCAAGGAUUAUGAAGGUGCCACAUUAAUGGGAUGUGAAUUAAAUCCAAAUCCCUACACGGAAUUCUCUGUUAUUAUUAAAAAGCAAAAGAGGGUGAUCAUUAAAAAGCUCAUAGAAAGGAAACAAGCUCAGAUUCGAAAAGUUUAUCCUGGCCUUUCUUGCUUCAAAGAUGGAGUACGACAGAUUCCUAUAGAAAGCAUUCCUGGAAUUAGAGAGACUGGCUGGAAACCAAGUGGAAAAGAAGAGGGUAAUAAAGAGCCCAAGGAUCCAGAUCAACUUUACAGCACAUUAAAAACUAUCCUGCAACAGGUGAAGAGCCAUCAAAGCGCUUGGCCCUUCAUGGAACCUGUGAAGAGAACAGAAGCUCCUGGAUAUUAUGAAGUUAUAAGGUUUCCCAUGGAUCUCAAAACAAUGAGUGAGCGACUCAAGAAUAGGUACUACGUGUCUAAGAAAUUAUUCAUGGCAGACUUGCAGCGAGUCUUUACAAAUUGCAGAGAGUACAACCCCCCUGAGAGUGAAUACUACAAAUGUGCCAAUAUACUGGAGAAAUUCUUCUAUACAAAAAUUAAAGAAGCUGGAUUAAUUGACAAGUGACAGUAUUUUUUUUUUUAUUUUUUUUUUUACAACUAAUCAGUGUGCCUACAUCAUGGGCAGAGGAAACCAUUAUAUAUCAGUUUUGGGACUACUUUUUUUUCAAAAAGUUUCAAAAAACUUCUGUUUAAUAAUUAGCACUUUUAAAAACCCUUUCAGUUUUGCAAACAUGUAUUAUACUGAAGUUACAAAAAUUAUUUUAUUAAAAUGCUUUUUAAUAUAUUUAAUUUUUGAAAAUUUUUUGUGUGUCCAUUAUCAUAUGUUCAUAUGUUUACCAGCCACAGCCUCAGAAAAUCCUUAAAGUAUGGGAAAUUGCAAAUGUUUGGGAAUAUGAAGAAAAUUCCAGGGCAAUGAAUGUUAUAGCUUACCUAAUGCAGUACCUGUUUGAAAAGUUUUAUUAUUUUUUUUCCAGUAAAAAAGAAAACAGUCAGAAAGAACAGCAGUGGGGGGAGGGGGAGGGAACAUCUGAAACACUCUUUUCAUUAUAGAGUCUUUUUAUAAUAUAUUGUUUUUUAAAAUAAAAUACUCAGCUGGUUGAGCAGCUGUGAGAUAAAAGUAGCCAGUUCUGAAAAAAAGAACCUUUGAUAGAUGCAAGUUUUUCUAUUUCUUUCUUUCUUUUUCUUUUUUUGAUAAAUAUAUAACCUGCAAAUUGUAAUCUCAUAACCACUAUUUAAAAAAUAAAUAAAAAUAUCUGGCUAGAUACGUAAUGUCAUAAUGACUUGGCUUAUGCAGGACAUAAGUACGCAAAAUAACUUCAGAGACUCCAAUGUAAUUAUACUAGAUUUAAUUUUAAUUGGUUUAAGAAGAUUUAGAUUAUGAUGCACUUCAUGAUCCACCCCAUUUACUACUCUUCACUGAUAAAUUCUUUAGGUUAUUCAACAAAGAUAAGACUAUUGUACACAAAAGUCAGUGUAUGACAGCUUCUAUCCUAUAUACUUGCUUCUGUGGUAAACUGGAUUUCUACCAAGCUUUAUUGUAAAUACUUAUUAACUGUGAUUAUUUAGACCCAGGAGCAUAUUAACAUUUUACAAUUCAUGUUAGCAUCUCUUCAAAUUGGGCACGUUAUAUAUAUAUAUAUAUAUAUAUAUAUAUAAAAUAUAUAUAUUUUGCUGCUUACACUACAUUUUAAGAGGUACCCCUAACUUCCUAAUGAAGAUCGUCAAUAUAGGCCAAAAAGUUGUCACUUGACGUUUUCUAAUUAGAGUUUGUAACUAUAACCUAUAACUGUUUUGUGAAAAACAAAAUUAAUUCUCAUUCUUGGUGUUUUAUAUUUACAGAUGAUACACUGGUAAAACUCAAUAAUUAUAAGGCUGAAAAACAAAACAUCUAUGCUGCAUCAAGGAAUUUAUUCCUGCAAAAGGCCUGUGCAAUGUUAAGUCAUAAAUCAAUACAGCAAGUAGAUGUCAGAAACUACCUGAAAGUAGUAAAUGUAGUAUAUAAGGUAUUCAAAAAUGUUAACACUAGAAUUGCAACAGUGUUUCACAUGAGAUUAGUCUGACCUACAUUUGGAUCUAUAACUAAGGUACAGUGAGUUGUUUUUUUUAAUAGCCAGUACCAGAUGCUAUGAUCCUUUUUUUGUAGAUUGGGCCUACAGAUGCACCUGUUACGCUUGGUAUCCUGUGAAAUUUUGUUAUUUUCAGAGUAGAUUUUCUUAUUGUCUUUCAAUCAGAUUGUCUCUUCUAUAUUGAAACGUUUUCUAAUUUAAGAGUUAAUAUUUUCAUAGAUACUGUGCAAUAAAGUUACAGUAGGAUAUGUGGUUUUGCAAAUGCUUUUAACAGCUGAUGAAUUUUACAUUUGUAAAAUUAAUAUAUUGUAUUGGUACAGAAUAGUUUUAAAUUAUAUAUGUACAAAACCC